This is a messenger RNA of Eimeria acervulina, 2682 nucleotides long. RefSeq lists its product as hypothetical. The transcript is spliced from 8 exons. Gene Ontology annotation, cellular component: nucleoplasm; nucleolus. The record is from RefSeq and is a predicted model, not a curated record. Bases 1 to 2682 code for a protein of 893 amino acids. Lineage: Eukaryota; Apicomplexa; Conoidasida; Eucoccidiorida; Eimeriidae.
AUGAGUGUUUCUACAAAUGAGGGGCCCCCCCUUGAGGGUAUUUUGCUGCUGCUUAGAGACGAAAAACCUCGAACUAAAUUUGCUGGUGUUGUUCGCCUAGCACAACUCCUAAAAGAGAGCAGCAGCAGCACCAGCAGCAGCAGCAGCAGCAGCAGCAGCAGCAGCAGCAGCAGCAGCAAUGUGCUGGACGAGGCUACGGCUCUGGCGGUGGUUCGUGCUGCUCAGCCUUCAUUUUUGAGAGAUUUGCUGCUCGCUGCUGCACCAUAUCGAAGCGUUGCUCUCUUCUUGCUGCAGCUGCUGCUGCAGCACAAAUCUGUGCUGCUGCGCCUCCGCUGCUGCCUUAUGCCGCUGCUCUGGCUGCUGCUGGUGCAGCAGCAGCAAAUUUCCGCAGCACUCAGACCGCUGCAGCAAAGCCCCGAGCAGCAGCAGCAAGAACAAAUGCAGCAGCAGCAGCAGAAGCAGCAGCAGCAAGCAGAUUCAACAUGCGGAGCAGCAGAAACUGCCGCAGCAGCAGGUGCUGUCGCAGCAGCAGCAGCAGAAGCAACAGACACAGCAGCAGAAGCAGCAGUAGCAGCAGCAGCAGGAGAAGGAGAUAUGGAUGCUGCAGCAAUUGAAUAUGGGUUGUCUUUAGAAGACGCAGCAACAAUAGCGGGUUUGCUGCGGAUGUUUGUGUGCGACGUUGGCUAUAAGAAAGUUGCUGCUGCUGCUGCUGCUGCUGUUGCUGCUGAAACUUCAGCAGAUGGCUCAUUGCUGCUGCCCGAAGCAGCAGCAGCAGAGCAGCGGCAGCAAUUUGAAGCAGCUCUCGCUGAGGCGGAGAAGUACAUGGAGGAGUGGUCUGCAGCAGCAGCAGCAGCAGCAGCAGCAGCAGCAGCAGAACCAGCAGCAGCAGCAGCAGCAGCAGCAGCAGCAACAGCAGCAGCAGCAGAAGAAGAAGAAGCUGCUGAUGAGUUAGAGCUUGAAGGCACCGAACUUCAUAAAGAAUGGCUGAAGGGUGUGGGGGGCCCCCAAGAGGAGACAGACAUCGAGAGCAGCAGCAGCAGCAGCAGCAGCAGCGACAGCGAAACAGAAGAAGACAGCAGCAGCAGCAGCAGCAGCAGCAGCAAAGUGCUGUGGAUUAAAGGCACAGGGGCCGGGGGAGGAGACUGCCUCGCCGUCGCAUGCAAUGUGCUGCUGCAGCAACAAGCAGAAGAACCCCUGCUGCUGCUGUCGCUGCUGCUGCAGCACCUGCACCCUUGCACGCUGUCUUUGCUGCUGCCUUCUCUCGUUCUUCGUUUAUCUGCUGCUGAUGGUUGCGAUCUUAUUGCUGUGGAGCCCCUAGCCCUUUGGCUUGCUGCUGCUGCUGCUGCAGCAGAACCCCAGCCGCAGCAGGAGCAGCAGCAGCAGAGGAAGCUGCUGAAGCAGCAGAAGCGAGCAGCAGCAGCAGCAGCAGCCAUUGAGGAGUUUAGGAAGAAAUACCUCAAGCAAGUAUCUGUCUCCCUCAAGAAGGCUCUCAGCAGCAAGGUGCCGCUGCAGCAGAGAGGGCAGCUGCUGCAGUGCUGCAGUUUGCUGCUGAUCUUGUACGGCCGCAGCUGUCUCCUUACACCCGAUUGCCUUCGGCUGAUUUGCGUUUGCUGCGGGGUCUCCGCUCUGGAAAUUCGGCUCUACUUUGACCGCUGCAGCGAUGCAGCACGAGCAGCAGCAAGCAGCAGCAGCAGCAGCAGCAGCAGCAGCAGCAGCAGCAGCAGCACGGUGCUGAUGAAGCGCACGUGGGAUCCCCGAGCGAUUGUGCCUCGGGCGCUUACAACGAAGGAGAAGACAGCAGCAGCAGCAGCAGCAGCAGCAGCAGCAAACGCAGCUUUUAUGUUUGCUGUUUGCUGCAUUCGUUUAUUGGGGCAGCAAGCAGAGACACUUGAAGAGGGGCCUAUCAGCGCACAAACGCUCGCCGCCGGAGGUGUUAGAGGGUUUGGCUGCUGCUGCGAGACUUUUGGGGGUUUGGAUGGCGUUAGAGCCCUCAGAGCACGGCACGAAGCAUCGGCUAGCGAUUUGGGGUGUCUCUGCAGCUCCUUGUUGGCUGCUGCUUUUCUGUCUCCUCUUGUUGAGGACCCUUUUAAACAUGUGCAGCAGCUAGACAAGCACAAGCAGCAGUUGCUGCUGCUGCAGCAGCAGCUCGAUGCUGCGGCUGCAUCUCCUGGAGCUUCAGCAGCAAACAGCAGCAGCAGCAGCAGCAGCAGCAGCAGCAGCUUGAUGGGCCCCAGGCUGCCUCCUUGCCCUUUCCCUUUACCUGCUGAUGUGGGGCCGCUGGCAGCAACGCCAGCAGCAGAGUUGUGCGUUAGAAUAGGGAUGUCUGUACACCAGGCUGUGAUGCUGCUGCUGAGCAGCAGCAGCAGCAGCAGCGCCAAAGCAGCAGCAGCUGCUGUUGCGGGUGCGCGGGGUUUCUCUGCGCAGACGUUCUCUCAAGCUGCAGCACAGCAGCAGCAGCUGCUGCAGGAGCCCAGACCUUUUGUCUCUGUCUUCGGCAGCAGCAGCAGCAGCAACAGCAGCAGCAGCAGCAGCAGCAGCAGCAAGGCCGAGGUGAGGAAGUGCUUUCUAUGGGCAGCAGACGUCAUCAGCUGCUGCGCUGCGCUUGUGGGGCUCCGCUGCAAUGCAGCAGAACUGCAGCAACUCGUCCCUCGGCAGCAGCAAGAGAUGCUCUGGGUUGGAUGA